UUUGUAUGAGUUAUUAGAGCUAGUUCAGACAUGGCGGAAUCCGUGCGGAUGCAAAUCGCGCGGUUAGACCGCGCGGAUCUUAUUUACAUUAGCGCCUAUAAAUUCGUUCAUACCUGUCCGCGCGGAUUGACAAACCGCGCGGCUACCGCCACUCAACCGCUAGAAAAUGAAUUCGCGCGGUUGCCGCUCGGAUCUAUUUACUUGACGUACCUAGAGCGCGUUCAGUUGCUCUGCGGAAGCCGCGCGUAUCGGACGGUGACAAUGGAUCGCUUCGACACCGAGCUAUUCAUCGAUGAGGUGGAAAAGAGACCUGCUUUGUGGGACAUCCAAUGUGCAGAAUAUUCCAAUAAAAUUAUUAGAAACGGAGCUUGGCAGGAGCUGGUGGAUAUUUUUGGAGAAAAUGAGGAUUCUUUGGAAAAAAAGGUUCUUUUUGGUGUAACUUUACAAAAAAAGUGGAAGAAUAUACGGGAUGCUUAUAAUAAGGAAUUCAAGAAAGGCAAAUCAAUUCCUUCUGGUUCUGGUGCAUGUAAAGGUUCAAAAUACAUGUAUUUUGACCGGCUUUCUUUUCUUCAGAAGACAGUAGAAAACAAAGAAACGACAUCAAACAUACAUGAAGCCAAAAAUGAAGGAAUUCAAAACAUUGACCAAAACCAAGAUAAUUUUGUUAAUGCACGUGAAAUACAACCAGUACCCAAUAAAAGGAAGAAGACUAAAAUUACUUCAGAAGAGCGAUUGGCUGACAUAUUAGAAAAUAGCAUUGAAUCAAGGGAUAAAAUACAGAGACAAUUACAAGAAAGUAUGUCAAAGCAAGAUGAUGAUGAUAAGCUUUUUUGUAUGUCAUUGUAUAAAGAGUUAAAAAAAAUUCCAGAAAAUAAGCGUUUGGCUACUAAAAUUGAAUUACUCCAGGUAAUACAGAAAGGGCAGAAAUUACCAGCGCCUAUUCAUAUCACGAGCCAGCAGAACACGCCUAAUGAAGUAUUUUGGCAAAACCAACAAUAUUCAAACCCACAAGGAUAUUUUACAGGAUAUUCUACAAUCGUACCAGGAGAGUCUCCAUCGCCUUUAUCAUGCAAUAGCACUGACGACUCACAGUCUUCUAUAGUACAAAACAUAUAUUCUGAUGUAUAAAAUAAAUAUCUUACCUUAAUGUAA
Pieris napi is the source of this 1152-nucleotide messenger RNA. RefSeq lists its product as uncharacterized. The transcript is spliced from 2 exons. Gene Ontology annotation, biological process: regulation of transcription by RNA polymerase II. The coding region runs from base 31 to 1128 and encodes 365 amino acids. Gene Ontology annotation, molecular function: DNA binding. The record is from RefSeq and is a predicted model, not a curated record. Gene Ontology annotation, cellular component: transcription regulator complex; nucleus. NCBI's taxonomy places the organism in Eukaryota, Metazoa, Arthropoda, Insecta, Lepidoptera, Pieridae.